This is a messenger RNA of Trematosphaeria pertusa, 1911 nucleotides long. RefSeq names its product DNA/RNA polymerase. The record is from RefSeq and is a predicted model, not a curated record. The transcript has a single exon. Gene Ontology annotation, molecular function: DNA-directed DNA polymerase activity; damaged DNA binding. The coding region runs from base 1 to 1911 and encodes 636 amino acids. Gene Ontology annotation, cellular component: nucleus. Lineage: Eukaryota; Fungi; Ascomycota; Dothideomycetes; Pleosporales; Trematosphaeriaceae. Gene Ontology annotation, biological process: error-prone translesion synthesis.
AUGCCUGAAGCCCUGCAACGUCGGGAACCCUCAGAGCCUCCCCCGGAGCGGCCACAGCCCUCGCGAACCCCUUCCGACGAGCACGACACCCUCAAGUACCACCUCCUUGGCCCGUCGCUCACGAAAGCCGGCCAAGAUGCCGUCAACCAGCAGAAAGUAUCCGAGAUCAUAUACAAUGCCUCGAAAGGCAGCAAGUUCUUCAAUAAUGAGGAGGCCAGGGACAAGCAGCUCACGGACAAGAUCAACCGCAUUCUUGCAAAGAAGCGCCAGCUCGAGAAGCUCGACCUGAGCAAGGAACUGCGAAAGGCGGACGAUUACAUUGCCGAGCUGGAGAUGUCGAGGGACUUGAGCCAGGUGGUUGUGCACAUCGAUUGCGAUGCCUUCUACGCAGCAGUAGAGGAGCUGGACAGGCCGGAAUUGAAGGAGGUACCCAUGGCAGUGGGGAAGGGCGUGCUCACGACCUGCAACUAUCACGCUCGCAAGUUCGGUUGCCGCUCUGGCAUGGCCGGCUUUGUGGCAAUGAAGCUUUGUCCGCAGCUGAUAUGCCUUCCACUCAACUUCGCCAAGUACUCCGCCAAAGCAGAGGAGGUCCGCGCUGUCCUUACAGACUACGAUCCGCGCUUCGAGAGUGCAAGCUGCGAUGAGGCCUACCUCAACCUGACCCAAUACUGUCAAGAACACCACAUGGACCCAGAGGAAGCAGUCAGUCAGCUGCGUGCUGAGGUGUUUGAGAAGACCAAGAUCACCGUUUCAGCCGGAAUAGCAGCGAAUGCGAAACUGGCCAAGAUAUGUUCGAAUAAGAAUAAGCCUAAUGGGCAGUUUCGGUUGGCCAGUGAUAGGCAGACAAUCAUGGACUUUAUGAAGGCACUACCCACGCGAAAGGUCAACGGCAUUGGUCGGGUAUUCGAGCGGGAGUUAGACGCUAUUGGUGUCAGAACGUGCGGAGAUAUAUAUGCGCAGCGUGCGUACUUGGCUCAGCUCUUCGGUCAGAAAGCCUUCCAGUUCCUGAUGCAGUGUUAUCUCGGUCUAGGUCGGACUAGCAUCCAACCGGCCGAAGACUACGAACGCAAGAGUGUUGGAACCGAAACUACAUUCCGCGAGAUCAACUCCGCGGACGCCCUGCGAGAGAAAUUACGCCAUAUAGCAGAGGAGCUGGAAGGCGACCUGAAACGUACAGAGUUCAAGGGUCGCACGCUAUGUCUUAAGAUCAAGCUCCACACGUACGAAGUGUAUACACGCCAGAUGACUCCGCCUUUCGCUGUGCAACGUGCAGAUGAUCUGUACAAGUACAGCUUACCGAUGCUGGAGAAACUCAUGAAGGAGAUGCCAAACUUGAAGCUGCGAUUGAUGGGUUUGAGAGUCACACAUAUUGUAAGCACGAAGAAGCCAGGCAUCGACUUCUUUGGUCGCCAUCGGACCGCCACGAACACGCCGAAUCCCACCGCUGGUACGUCAUCCAAAGAUGACGAAGGAGGUUGGGAAGUGUGGCCAGAAGCCGAGUUCGAAGAGGCCGCCCGGCAAGAGCGCAACGACGAAAUGAACGAGUUGGAGCAAUUGUCUCAAGAGUACGAGAAACAGCAAAUCAGCGAAGCAUCCGAAAGCCCACCGGCAGACCCGGAGCAGGAAGAACAAUGGACAUGCCCUAUCUGUACCCUACCCCAGCCUCCCAACGACAAGACGUUCAACUCGCAUAUCGACUUCUGCCUUUCGAGGCAAACGAUCAAAGAAGCCGUCAAGGAAACUGCGCCGCCAAUCGACGGUGCAAACCCGCAGCCAACGUUUACGAAAGCCGCGCCACCAAAGAAGAAAGGCAAACGAGGCCGCCCAAGCAAGGAGGCUGUGACGAUGGACGAGAAGACGCGCGAAAAGCGACGAGCCUUCUUUACCAUGGCUGCUGGGCCGGGCACUUGA